Molecule: messenger RNA, 1134 nt
Organism: Cryptococcus wingfieldii CBS 7118
Lineage: Eukaryota; Fungi; Basidiomycota; Tremellomycetes; Tremellales; Cryptococcaceae
Product: D-amino-acid oxidase
Exons: 5
Coding region: 1-1134 (377 amino acids)
Molecular function (GO): D-amino-acid oxidase activity; FAD binding
Source: RefSeq, a predicted model, not a curated record
AUGUCCCAGUACGACAUCGUCAUCAUUGGCUCAGGAGUCAUCGGCCUCUCUACCGCCAGAGAGCUUGAUAACCGCGGCUACAGAGUCGCAAUCGUCGCGAAAGACCUCCCAGAAGACGCCACAAGCACCGGGUUUGCCAGUCCCUGGGCGGGCUGCAACUGGUUCUCUUUUGCCCAGGGCGGCACACCCGCAGCCAAUUGGGAUACCAUCACCUACAAGCAGUUUGGCAAGCUCGCCGAAGAGCACCCCGAGCUUUGCGAAAAGAUUCCCUUCUGCUCCGUUUGGGACACACCAAAGGGCAAGGAGGGGACUCCCUGGUUCCACAAAUUGGUCUCCGACUAUAAAGACUUGAAGGCUACGUCUACAGCUCCUCUUCCUGGAAAGAAGGCUUACGGCCAUUCCUUCACCUCUUACGUCCUCAACGCUCCUGCCUACCUUGCCCACCUUGGCGCCGAUGUUCGUUCUCGCCACAUCCCCAUCAUCCGUGCCCGUCUGUCUUCCCUCGACGAAGCCUACAGCCUUCCAUCCAUCGGUCCAGUCCAGCUCGUCGUGAACGCUACCGGUAUGGGAGCAAAGAGCUUGAUAGGUGUGGAAGAUGACAAGGUGUACCCGGCUAGAGGGCAGACAGUCCUGGUCAAGGCGCCAGGUUUCAAAGAGUGUCUGAUACAACCAGAACCCAUCCCUCCUGCCUACAUCAUACCCCGUCCGGGCCCAGAGGGUCAAGUCAUCCUCGGAGGCGUCUAUCAGCCAAACGUCUGGGACACUCUUCCUUCCCUCACCGAGGCCGAGCGCAUCCUCAAAGACUGCUACGACCUUGCCCCCGCCCUAGCCGGACCCAACGGCAAGUCCUGGAAGGAUAUAGAGAUUGUUGCCCACAAUGUCGGACUCCGACCAGCGAGAGAGGGAGACCCACGGUUGGAGUUGGAAGAGCGCGAGAUCGGGCAAGGCGCAAGCAGAAAGGGGGCUUAUGCAAUUGCCCCUGCAGUGGGCAAGCUGGGACACAAGAGGAAGGUUGCGGUCGUGCAUGCCUACGGGAUCGGAUCUGCUGGGUUCCAAGCUAGUUUGGGAAUGGCUGCAAACGUCUCUGACCUUGCUAUCGAGUAUCUUACAAGGAAUCCUCGUGCCAAGUUGUAA